Molecule: messenger RNA, 696 nt
Organism: Knipowitschia caucasica
Lineage: Eukaryota; Metazoa; Chordata; Actinopteri; Gobiiformes; Gobiidae
Source: the annotation of a GenBank genome assembly
AUGAUCCCAACGACGACCAAUGACUUCCUGGUGCGUGACCUGGCGCCCGGCCGAAGUUACGACCUGUGUGUUUUGGCUGUGUUUGAUGAUGUGGUCACCUCGCUUACUGCCACUCGUCCUCUGGGAUGUCUCUCGUUCAACACAGACACCGAGUUCAGCCAGUGCCAGGCCCUCCACAGCCACUUCCUGGGAGGAACUAUGAUAAUUAUCAUCGGUGGAAUCAUUGUCGCUUCUGUUCUGGUUUUUAUUAUCAUCUUAAUGAUUCGUUACAAGGUGUACAGCCAUCAUGGGACGGGCCACGGGAAAGUGGCCAUUUCUGGGGCUGCACCAAGAACACAGAGCAACGGGCAAGGAGGCCAAGUGCAGGUCCUUUCCCAGUCUGCGUCUAAAGUGACUGAUGGUCAAGAAGACCAAGGGUUGGGCCCAUCCCGAGCCGUGUCACCUAGCAACACGCUCAGAGACACUGUGGCUCUAGUGGAGGAGGAAAGCACCAGCCAGAACAUUAUGUCUAGGACUGACUCUUUGGCCAAUGAGGAAGUGCUGUCGCCUACCAAGGCCCGCUUCUCCUCCCGCGUGGCCAUCGAGAUGAAAAGCAGGCCGUCAUCUGUCGCCAAAGAAGCAACCUCCCCCAAGGAACUGGCAGCUGCAGACAACAGACGGCCUCGUAGUGUGGAGUGGAGGGCCUAUAAGAUCUGA